This is a messenger RNA of Paramuricea clavata, 4099 nucleotides long. Lineage: Eukaryota; Metazoa; Cnidaria; Anthozoa; Malacalcyonacea; Plexauridae. The record is from the annotation of a GenBank genome assembly.
AUGGCACAGCAAAAUAAUACGUACUUCGGCGUUCUGGAACCUUUCGAUGGCGGGGAUUUUAUAGAUUACAGUGAGAGACUGAAUGCAUAUUUUAUUGCAAAUAACAUUGGCCAAGUCGCAGCAGAUGCAAAUGAAGCUGCAAAACAAGCUGCAGACAAAAGGAAAGUCGCCGUAACUACUUCGGUGAUGGGGAAAAGCACAUACAGUACAUUGAAAGAUCUCUGCCUCCCUGAUUUACCAGCUGAAAAGUCGUACGAAGAAAUUAUUACAAUACUCAAAGGAUUUUACAAACCGAAAGUACUCGAAGUCGCAGAGACAUACCGAUUUCAUCAAGCAGUUCAAACGGAAAGCGAAAGUGUAGCUCAAUAUGCAAACUGAAACGUUUAGCUGUUCAUUGCAAUUUUGGCACCUAUCUUACAAGGGCAUUACGAGAUCAAUUUGUUGGGGGCGUUCGAAGUAGAAGUACUAGAAAGAAACUUCUUUCUGAAGACAGGACAUUUGAUCAAGCAGUAAAGGUUGCCCAAGCGGAUGAGCUAGCAGAGAAAGAAUCGAAAGAAAUGCUUCUCAGUGCUGAAAGAACGGACACCACACAAGCCCACAGUAUAUCAAACAAGAGGAAAUAUCAUUUCAAAGGCGGGGAUGCAAACAAGGCAAAACCUUUUGAGCAAGGGAAAACUUGUUUCAGAUGUGGAUCUACACAACAUUUGGCAGACAAGUGCAGCCAUACCUAUACAACAUGUAACUAUUGUAAAAAGGCGGGACACUUGGCAAAAGUAUGUUUCAAGAAAAAGAAGGCAGAUAGCAAUGCCAAGGCACAUAACAUUGUAGCAACACAUACUGAUGAAUCUAGUGACAGUGACAGUGAUAUGAAUUCUGUCAACGGUACACCAGUAACUAUUUUUAUGCAGAAUAUAAAUUCUGUGGGACAGAAAUCAGAAAUAUCGCCACAAUACAAAUUGGGAGUGAAUAUUAAUGGUCAAGAAGUCUCCAUGGAAAUUGACACUGGAAGUUCAGUAACAUUAUUAAAUUCUGGUGAUUUUGAAAGAAUGGGUGGUGACACAAAUGUUUUGAAACCUUCUACAGUGGUACUUAAAAGUUAUACGGGAAAUGAAAUCAAGUGCUAUGGAGAAGACAACAUGAAAGUCAAAGUGGGAGAACAAGUAAGUGACAUAAAAAUUCGAGUGGUUGAAGGACCAUCACUACUAGGACGUGAUAUUAUGACUAAAUUUAGACUACCGUGGCACAACAUUUUCAGUAUUGUUCCUACCACUGCAGAGGAUAUUAUACAACAAUAUCAUGAACUGUUCGAUGAAAGAAGAGUAGGAAAACUGAAGGGGGUACAAGUGUCAUUAAGAGUAAAUGAUGAUAACCCUGUGUUUAUGAAACCCAGAGUGGUACCUUUUGCAAUUCGGAAAAAAUAUGAAGAAGCAUUAGAGAAACUAGUCCAGGGUGAUAUUAUUGAAAAAGUAGAGCACUCGGAGUGGGCUUCACCGACGGUUCCUAUGAUUAAGCCUGAUGGCAAUGUAAGGAUCUGUGGAGAUUAUUCUGGAACAAAUAAACAGGCAGCUACAUUAGAACAAUAUCCAGUACCUACAUUUGAAGAGUUACUAAGCAACCUUUCAGGGGGAACGAAAUUUACGAAACUUGAUCUUUCACAGGCAUACCAUCCAUUAGAACUCACCCUUGAAAGUAGGAAGUACACAACAAUAAAUACGCAUCAUGGGUUAUGCCAGUACAAACGAUUAAUUUUUGGGGUAAACAGUGCGGUGUCCAUCUUCCAACGUACCAUAGAAAAUGUACUCAAAGGUCUUCCAGGAUGCUGCGUUCGGAUUGAUGAUAUUUUGGUAACAGGGAAAACUGAUGAGAUUCAUAUGGAGAAUUUGCAUCGUGUUCUGCAAAGAUUACUAGAGAGCGGGCUUAAACUCAAGCGUGAGAAAUUCCAUUUCAUGCUCGGGGAAGUUAUUUAUUUGGGAAUGUCAAUCUCGGAAGCCGGCAUUUCACCAACAGAGGAGGAAGUGCAAGCCAUCAAAGAUGCCGCACCUCCGGCAAACGUUUCUGAGUUGCAAUCUUUUAUUGGUACAGCAAAUUUCCUGCGUAAGUUUGUGCGAGGGUUCGCAGAAAUUAUGACACCUUUGUACAAAUUACUUCGGAAAGGAACUCCAUGGAAAUGGAGUAAAACUGAACAGGAAGCAUUUACCACUAUCAAGUCGGCAUUGUGUUGAGUUUGUGUUCGGAUUCUAUAUUAAGACAUUACGACCCAGCUGCUGAGUUGGUACUCUAGUGUGAUGCAUCUUCUAUAGGAGUUGGAGCUGUACUGCUCCAGCCUGGUCAUGAUGGCGCAUUACAACCAGUAGCAUACGCUUCUAGAACUCUUAAUGCAGCUGAGAAAAAUUACGCUCAAAUUGAACGUGAAUCGUUAGCAAUUGUAUUUGGAGUUACAAAAUUCCGUCAGUAUUUACUUGGCAGACAUUUUAAACUCCUAACAGAUCAUAAACCGUUGAUAACCUUACUGGGGGAACAUAAGUCAGUUCCACAGUUAGCGUCGGCACGGAUUAAGAGAUGGUCCCUUCUUCUGGCAGCAUACAACUACACGAUUGAGUUUAUUUCUGGAAAAGAAAAUGUCUAUGCAGACUUUCUUUCAAGGAAACCUAUUAACAUACAACCAACUCCGGAGGAACAGGUAGAGGUUAGAGUCAUGUUUAUUGAAGGAGAACAAAUUGUUAAUUCCACAAUGGUUGCCAUGGAAACUAAGAAAGAUCCAGUCUUAAGUAACGUACUAGAUUUUACGAAGAAUGGGUGGCCAGAAAAACCACAACCUGAAUUACAACUUUAUCAUACUAGGCGAUUAGAAUUAUCACAUGAAGAUGGAAUUUUGUUAUGGGACACUCGAGUUGCAAUUCCAGAAUCAUUACGCGAUAUUCUACUGAAGGAUUUACAUGCCGAACAUUUCGGAAUAGUGAAGAUGAAACAAUUGGCGCGUAAAUACCUAUGGUGGCCUAAACUUGACAAAGAAAUCGAAGAAACAGUUAAGUCUUGUAUGGCAUGUCAGGAAGAAGCCAAAUCACCAAAUGCAUCUCAACAAGCAUCAUGGUCUUGGCCUGGAGGCCCUUGGAAGCGUAUUCAUAUAGAUUACGCAGGUCCAUAUCUAGGGAAAAUGUUCUUAGUCGUUGUCGACGCCUAUUCCAAGUAUCUUGAGAUUGUCCCAAUGUCUAAUGCUACUUCAACUACCACCAUAACAGCUUUACGACAUAUUUUCAGCAAUUUUGGACUACUUGAACACAUUGUUUCAGAUAAUGGUAGCCAAUUUACCAGUGAGGAGUUUCAGAAAUUUCUGAACGAUAACAAUAUUCAACAUACUACAACCGCUCCAGGACAUCCUGCAACGAAUGGAUUGGCAGAAAGGUAUGUGGGAAAUUUUAAAGAUAAACUAAAGAAAAUGGGGGACACAGGAAAGCCAUUGCAGACAAAACUAGACCGGUUUUUGCUGACGUACAGAGCUACCCCUACAGGUUUAGGAAAGUCACCAUCAGAGUUGCUAAUGAACAGGCAACCACGGAUCCGAUUGAGUGCGCUUAGGGCGAAACAAUCGAAAAAUGAAGUCAAAAUAUUUCAAGAUAAUCUAGAUAAUCAACCAAAGUACAGUCAAAAUCAAGCAGUAUUCGCACGAAAUUUUGGCAAAGGAGCACGAUGGCUUCCAGGGGUUAUAGUAAAGAUAAUUAGUCCUAGAAAUUAUGACGUGAAAGUGGGGGAUGUUAUGUGGAAACGACAUGAAGAGCAAUUGCGUCCACGACACAUACCUAGUUUUGAAAACGCGGAACAAGCGAAGUCCGAGAUGGAACAAAAUUUGUUCCCAGAAACGAAGACAGAAACAAACAAAAGAGAAACGAUUCCUGCACACACGGAGGAUAGGGUACCUGCAGUACCAAGUGGGGUUACGAACGAGUUCGAUACGUUCACCCCAGUUAACACGAAAAGUAAAGAUCGGGACUGUGGGGAACUUACUAGUAAAAUGGACUCACUUAUUAACGUUACACCAAGCGAGUCCACAAGAAGGUAUCCUUUACGCGAGCGUAAACCUCCUAAAAGGUUUACUGAAUAG